UGCUCAGAGUGUGGGAAGAGUUUUACUACGCAGAGUAAUCUCAAACAACAUCAGCGUAUUCACACAGGAGAGAAGCCAUAUCACUGCUCAGAGUGUGGGAAGAGUUUUACUACACAGAGUAAUCUCCAACAACACCAGCGUAUUCACACAGGAGAGAAACCAUAUCACUGCUCAGAGUGUGGGAACAGUUUUGCUCAAAGUAGUGCUCUUAAAGUACACCUGCGUGUUCACACAGGACAGAAACCAUAUUACUGCUUAGAGUGUGGAAAGAGUUUUGCUCAACAGGUUAACCUCCAAAAACACCAGCGUAUUCACACAGGAGAGAAACCGUAUCACUGCUUGGAGUGUGGAAAGAGUUUUGCUGGACAUAGUACCCUUCAAAAACACCAGCGUGUUCACACAGGAGAGAAACCGUAUAACUGCACAGAGUGUGGAAAGAGUUUUAUUCAAAGUAGUGACCUUAAGGUACACCAGCAUGUUCACACUGGAGAAAAGCCGUAUCACUGCUCAGAAUGUGGAAAGAGUUUUGCUCAACAGGUGAACCUCCAAAAACACCAGCGUGUUCACACAGGAGAGAAACCGUAUCACUGCUCAGAGUGUGAAAAGAGUUUUGCUCAACAGGGUUACCUUCAAAAACACCAGCGUAUUCACACAGGAGUGAAACCGUAUCACUGCUCAGAGUGUGGAAACAGUUUUGUUGAACAUAGUACCCUUCAAAAACACCAGCGUAUUCACACAGGAGAGAAACCGUAUAACUGCACUGUGUGUGGAAAGAGUUUUACUCAAAGUAGUGUCCUUAAAGUACACCAGCGUAUUCACACAGGAGAGAAGCCAUAUAACUGCACAGAGUGUGGAAAGAGUUUUACUCAAAGUAGUGACCUUAAAGUACACCAGCGUAUUCACACAGGAGAGAAACCGUAUAACUGCACUGAGUGUGGAAAGAGUUUUACUCAAAGUAGUGACCUUAAAGUACACCAGCGUAUUCACACAGGAGAGAAACCGUAUAACUGCAGUGAGUGUGGAAAGAGUUUUACUCAAAAUAGUGACCUUAAAGUACACCAGCGUAUUCACACAGGAGAGAAACCGUAUAACUGCACUGUGUGUGGAAAGAGUUUUACUCAAAGUAGUGUCCUUAAAGUACACCAGCGUAUUCACACAGGAGAGAAGCCAUAUAACUGCACAGAGUGUGGAAAGAGUUUUACUCAAAGUAGUGACCUUAAAGUACACCAGCGUAUUCACACAGGAGAGAAACCGUAUAACUGCACUGAGUGUGUAAAGAGUUUUACUCAAAGUAGUGACCUUAAAGUACACCAGCGUAUUCACACAGGAGAGAAACCGUAUAACUGCACUGUGUGUGGAAAGAGUUUUACUCAAAGUAGUGUCCUUAAAGUACACCAGCGUAUUCACACAGGAGAGAAGCCAUAUAACUGCACAGAGUGUGGAAAGAGUUUUACUCAAAAUAGUGACCUUAAAGUACACCAGCGUAUUCACACAGGAGAGAAACCGUACGUCUGCUCACAGUGUGGGAAGAGCUUCAGUACCCGGGGUGCUCUCAAAAUACACCAGCGCAUUCACACUAGAGAGAAACCAUAUCAGUGCUCACAGUGUGGGAAGAGUUUUAUUACACAGAGUAAUCUCAAAAAACACCAGCGCAUUCACACUGGAGAGAAACCGUAUCAGUGCUCACAGUGUGGAAAGAGUUUUAAUGGACAGAGCCAUCUCAAAAUACACCAGCGCAUUCACACUGGAGAGAAACCAUAUCAGUGCUCACAGUGUGGAAAGAGUUUUAAUGGACAGAGUGCUCUGAAAAGACACCAGCACAUUCACACUGGAGAGAAACCGUAUCAGUGCUCACAGUGUGGAAAGAGUUUUAAUAGACAGAGUGCUCUCAAAACACACAAGCGCAUUCACACUGGAGAGAAACCGUAUCAGUGCUCACAGUGUGGAAAGAGUUUUAAUGGACAGAGUGAUCUCAAAAUACACCAGCGCAUUCACACUGGGGAGAAACCGUAUCAGUGCUCACAGUGUGGAAAGAGUUUUAAUGUACAGACUAAUCUUAAAAAACACCAGCGCAUUCACACUGAAGAGAAACCGUAUCAGUGCUCACAGUGUGGAAAGAGUUUUAAUCAACAGAGUGCUCUCAAAAUACACCAGCGCAUUCACACUGGAGAGAAACCGUAUCAGUGCUCACAGUGUGGAAAGAGUUUUAAUGGACAGAGUAAUCUCAAAAAACACCAGCGCAUUCACACUGGAGAGAAACCAUAUCAGUGCUCACAGUGUGGGAAGAGUUUUAAUGGACAGAGUAAUCUCAAAAUACACCAGCGCAUUCACACUGGAGAGAAACCGUAUCAGUGCUCACAGUGUGGAAAGAGUUUUAAUAGACAGAGUCAUCUCAAAAUACACCAGCGCAUUCACAUUGGAGAGAAACCAUAUCAGUGCUCACAGUGUGGAAAGAGUUUUAAUGGACAGAGUGAUCUGAAAAUACACCAGCGCAUUCACACUGGAGAGAAACCAUAUCACUGCUCACAGUGUGGAAAGAGUUUUAAUAUUUAGAGUAAUCUCAAAAAACACCAGCGCAUUCACAUUUUACAGAAAUGAUGCUCACAGUGUUGGGGAGAAAUGGUU
Molecule: messenger RNA, 2625 nt
Organism: Trichomycterus rosablanca
Lineage: Eukaryota; Metazoa; Chordata; Actinopteri; Siluriformes; Trichomycteridae
Product: zinc finger protein 850-like
Exons: 2
Biological process (GO): regulation of DNA-templated transcription
Molecular function (GO): RNA polymerase II cis-regulatory region sequence-specific DNA binding; DNA-binding transcription factor activity, RNA polymerase II-specific
Source: RefSeq, a predicted model, not a curated record